This is a messenger RNA of Crotalus tigris (Tiger rattlesnake), 2147 nucleotides long. RefSeq names its product ATPase Na+/K+ transporting subunit beta 3 (gene ATP1B3). NCBI's taxonomy places the organism in Eukaryota, Metazoa, Chordata, Lepidosauria, Squamata, Viperidae. The coding region runs from base 154 to 999 and encodes 281 amino acids. The record is from RefSeq and is a predicted model, not a curated record. Gene Ontology annotation, biological process: intracellular sodium ion homeostasis; intracellular potassium ion homeostasis; potassium ion import across plasma membrane. Gene Ontology annotation, molecular function: ATPase activator activity. Gene Ontology annotation, cellular component: sodium:potassium-exchanging ATPase complex. The transcript is spliced from 7 exons.
GCUCUCCCGCCGGGCGCCUGAGGGGUAGUUUCUUAGCGGUUCGGAAGAUCCGUUCUCGUUCUGCAACGGGUCUCCACCGUCGCCGCUCGGGUGCCCGGGAAGCAGCCGCUCCAUCCUGCCCAUCUUUCGCUCGCAUUUUAGACUCUGCCAGCUAUGGCCAAGGAGGAGAAGAAACCGUUUCACCAGUCUAUGGCCGAGUGGCGGCAAUUUAUCUACAACCGAAACAGCGGAGAGUUUCUGGGGCGCACGGCCAAGAGCUGGGGCUUAAUUUUGCUAUUUUAUCUCGUCUUCUAUGGCUUCUUAGCCGCACUUUUCUCAUUCACAAUGUGGGUUAUGCUCCAGACAUUAAGUAGAGAUAUACCCAUGUAUCGUGACCGGAUUCGUUUUCCAGGACUAAUGAUUUCACCAAAACCAGAAACUGCGUUGGAAUUUUCAAUAAGCAAAAAUAACUCAGAAAACUAUAAUUAUAAUCGUUAUGUAGAAGCCCUUCAUAAAUUUCUAGGAGCAUAUAAUGAAUCAAAGCAAACCAGAAACAUUCGGUGUUCUCCAGGGAAGUUCUUUGACCAGAAUUCUGUAAAUAAAUCGGCGUGCCAGUUUAAUCGUGAUAGCCUGGGACCUUGCUCUGGACUACAAGAUGAAAAUUUUGGUUAUGACAAAGGAACACCAUGUGUUAUUGUAAAAAUGAAUAGAAUAAUUGGAUUAAAGCCUCGUGGACAACCAUAUUUAGAGUGUAAUUCUAAGGAAGAAGGCAAGGCUACAAUAAGUUAUUUUCCUGCUAAUGGAACAUUUGAUUUGAUGUAUUUCCCAUAUUAUGGAAAACGCCUACAUCCUGACUACUUACAGCCACUGGUGGCUAUUCAGCUAGCAUUUAAUACAACCAGUGCCAAAGAAGAUGUAACCAUUGAAUGCAAGAUGAUGGGAGCAAGCAACAUAAGAAAUAAUGAUGAGCGAGACAAGUUUCUGGGACGGGUUUCAUUCAAAUUUCAGGUAUCUGAAUAAAAGUCACCAAUGUCAGCAAAAAGUCAAUCAUGUCAGCAGGACCUGCCAUUCUGAAAGAUGAGACCACCCGUAAGAAACCUAGAGUGGAACAAGGCAUUUGGGGUAGCAUAAUGUGCUUCCAAAUCAUGAUUUCAAUUUGUCACAAUAUAACUGCCCAUCAUGCUUUGCCUAUUGGACCACUGUACAGAUAUAAUCAUUUUAGUGACCUGUAAAUAGAUUCCAAACAUGUAAUCGUGGUGGUCUUUGACCUGUUCAAAAUGUGGGCUUUAUCCCCAAGUGAGUGUCUGUAAUGUAUGUGCUGCGCUAUGUAAAUAUUGUAUUGGUUUAACACUGGUUAACUAUCAUAUCAAUACGAACACGAUCUUAGAGUGAGAGGUAAGAUAUUUCAGACUAUCCAAUCCAACACCGUGAAUUAAAUUUGUGCAGAGAUGCCUUAAAUCCUAUACGGGAUGGGAGUUAGUGGGAAGCUUUAUGUGGAUUUUAAGUGUUAGCAUUGAUUUUUGACAUUAUUUAAAUACUGAAAUAGAUGUUGUGCUUAUUGUGCAAGUAUUGUGUGUAUAUGCAAUGUUUGAUCUAGAUUUGAUAUUUCAGUUGCAAAAUUGUGUUAAUGAAGCACAGAUAAAACCAAUACAAUGUCACUUUUUAAAACUUUUUAAUUGAGAAUUAUCAAUAUGAAACAAGUCCUUUACAAUGUGUAUGGUUUAGAGAUUUGGUAACAGUCGUAUUACAAAGCUGCUUGAAAUAAAAAAAAGACCUCACAAUAUGGGACUAGAAGUACAAUUUUCAAUAAAAAAUAUUCCAGAAUGGAGAAAUGCCUGUUUAAACAUUUUAAAACUCAGUAAUGACUGUCCUAAUUAAAUAUUCCUUUGUUUAAUUUAUAUAGUUUCAGAUAGAUUUUGUCUUCUGUAAGUAGUAUUUAAAAUUUAGGUUUUUUUCUAUUAAGCAUCCUUUCUGUUAAGGUGUUAUGGUUCCGGCUAAUGAAACACUUCAAAGAAUAUCCUCUGCAUUUCAAGAUGUAUUUUAAAAACCUCUCCAUAUUCCAGGAUAUGUUACUGAUGUUUCUUUCUUCUUUUCUCUUCACUCCAGACAAUUUAAGAAUUAAAAAUAAGCAGUUCAGAAUGUGCAUUAAAAUACACUAUUAAUUUUUA